CGGGACUUCAACUAUGAAGUGUCAGCAUGUCAUCCACGGAGCUACCCAUCAAAGGAAAGGCUGCCUCUAGAGCAAGGGGAAGAUACACCACCAAAGCUUGUGAGGAAUGUCGUCAACGGAAAGCGAAGUGUGAUGGGAAGAAACCUCGCUGUUCGAGAUGUGCUCAGUACAAUGCCCAUUGUCAGUACUCUGGCACGGAAGAUGGGCGUCGGCCCGCUCCCAAGUCCUAUGUGCUCCUGUUGCGUCAGCGCAUCGCAUCACUGGAGAAGUUACUGGAAAUCCAUGGUAUCGAUCCUAGGACAGACCAUGAUGUCUCCGCCACCCGUGAGUCGGGAGCCGUUCACACUGGCGAGGAUCCGCAGAUAUUUAGCAUGAGCCCAUCGGUAGAUGAGCUAUGCCAAUAUCUCAAAGGUCGCUUGUCCCUCGAUGAAACCAUGAACUUUGACCAGGAUGGGGAGAUGAGGUACUUUGGACCAACCAGCGGACGACUCCAGUUCAAAUCCCCGGAGCCUGGCGAGGAAGAUAGACAGGAAAACGCUUAUGCCGUUCCUGAAGUAGAACCCGUCCUGCAAAGUAUCGAUGAGUUCCUGAAUAUUCGCAUUGCAGACCCCACGAUCGAGGAAUCCGGGAUCUCCAAAGCACUCCAGGACGAGCUAGUCGAUCUUUACUUCGCCUGGGAGCAACCUUGGUAUCCUCUUGUGGAUGAGACGCUCUUUCGUGAAAGUCUAGAGACACGGGGCCCGUAUUGGAGUCUUCUCCUCCAUUACUCUUUACUUGCAGUUGGAGCCCGGUAUUCAGAUAGCCCGGAGGUUCGGAGUGAUCCUAGUGACUCCAAUACCGCCGGACAGCCUUUUUUGGAAAGGGCAAAAACGCUGCUCCAUCAGGAGAUGGAGCAUCCAAACCUUCUGACUAUCCAGGCUCUGGGAAACAUUGGCUUGUAUUACAUCGCUGUGGGUUCAGACGCAGCUGGAUGGUUGCAUCAUGGGAUGGCCAACCGACUGAGCCUUGAUAUUGGGCUGAAUAUGGAUCCCGCGGGCUUUAAAGGAACGACAACAAUGACUCCGCGUGAACUCCGACUUAGACGGCAAGUCUAUUGGGCAUUGUACUGUCAUGACAAGCUGUUCGCCACAUACACAGGGCGGGUCUGCUCGAUGCUCGAUCAACAAGCAGCGGUUGACUUACCGGCAGCAAUCGAAGAGGACCAGCAUGCCACUAGCCACACGCCCGAGAACAUCCAAAAGAUUUUAAUCCCUUUGCAAAGAGCCAUGAUAGCUCUGUGUCGCAUAAAGGAAAGAAUAUUAUCCUCACUAUGGGGUCCGAGACACCUCACGAAACCCCACGAGCGAUUCAACCUUCUGCGCACUUGCCUCCUCGACCUACGAACGUGGUUCUAUGACCUGCCCCAGGAGCUCCGAAUCGACCGCGCGAACGAUGUCCCCCACGUCUAUACAUUACAUAUGAUCUACCAUACCGCACGAAUCCUCCUCACUCGGCCUUUCCUGGCUCACUCACUCGAACAUAAACGCGCAGAGGGAUCAAGCGAAUCGAUGGCUGUAGCCAAGUCGGUCCGGCGCGAGUCCGCCAAGGGGAUAUGUGCUACCGGUCAGAAAUACCGCCGUGUCUUCCAGAGUUUUCAUCGCAGUCCAAUGUCUGCCAUGCAUUCCACGCUGUGCGCCGCUGUGGCCCUUCUCGAAGACCAGGAGAGUCCGUCUAAUGCGCACUACUUAGCGUGUUGCAUCACUGUGCUGGAUGAGUUAUCGACGUCGUGGCAUCCGGCUCUUUUCAUUGGAAAUAACCUACGACGGCUAUGUCCAUCGAUAUCCUCACAGGUAACGUCCCGGUCGGGCGGGAGCUCGGAGAAUAGUUUCGAGACGCAAGACCUCGUCGUCGAAUCGGAUUUGGCAGAGGUUCCUACCUAUGAAGGUGGCAGCGAUUGGCAAGCAGGCGGUGGGGGAGGUCUGGCCCCGUGGAGUCAUUUGCCUGGUGAUUACGGACUCUUCGAACUACUCAAUCAUACGACCUGGGACCGACCGUGGUAGUCUUCCUCAGGCGUAAGAUCACUAGGAAUCUAGACAGUUGGAGAUUUCACUUUCCGUACCAUUUUCUACGUAUACU
This is a messenger RNA of Aspergillus saccharolyticus JOP 1030-1, 2115 nucleotides long. RefSeq names its product Zn(II)2Cys6 transcription factor. Lineage: Eukaryota; Fungi; Ascomycota; Eurotiomycetes; Eurotiales; Aspergillaceae. The transcript is spliced from 5 exons. The record is from RefSeq and is a predicted model, not a curated record. Bases 27 to 2039 code for a protein of 670 amino acids. Gene Ontology annotation, biological process: DNA-templated transcription; regulation of DNA-templated transcription. Gene Ontology annotation, molecular function: DNA binding; zinc ion binding; DNA-binding transcription factor activity, RNA polymerase II-specific.